ACCUUCUCCUAUUCACUCUGAAAGAUAAACGUUCUCCCGUUCUUUAGCGGAACGGUGUAACGUAGCGACCUUUUGUUCGAAGUCCAUAGUUCAGGAUUUCGUUCUGCAGGAAGAAUAUGGGAGACAAAAAGAUACUCAGCAUUGGUUUGGUGUGUCUGGAUAUCAUAAAUGUUGUGAAUAAAUACCCGGAAGAAGAUACAGACACCAGGUGUUGUAAAAUAACGUGCAACUGGUUGGUAGGAGUUUGUCUCAGAGAUGGCAGAGGGGAGGAAAUGCAUCAAACACGUGCACAGUUUUGUCUCUGCUUGGGGCCCCGUGUGCAUUUAUGGGGUCUUUGGCUCCUGGACCAGUAGCUGAUUUCAUCGUGGGGGAUUUUACACGGUAUGGGGUGGACGUAGCUGGUGUGGCUUGGCAGCCGUGGGGUGAGACCCCGUGUGCCUGUUGUGUGGUGUGUCCCACCAACGGUUCUCGCACUGUCGUGCUCUCGGACACAAACUUGCCAGAUGUUUCUGUAGAAGAUUUUUCAAAGGUGGACCUGAGCCAGUACAAGUGGAUCCACUGGGAGGGCCGUAAUGCUGAAGAGCAAGUGAAGAUGAUUGAGAGGGUGAGAGAGUAUAACAGCAAGCUGGAAGAGAAGAGCAGAAUCACUAUCUCUUUGGAAAUCGAGAAGACCCGGGAACACCUCUACCAGCUCUUUCCUCUUGGUGAUUUGGUCUUUGUUAGUAAGGAUGUGGCCCGGCACUUUGGCUUUACCUCAGCGGCUGCUGCAUUGAAUGGUUUCUAUGGCCGUCUGAGAAAAGGAGCUACCCUCAUUUGCGCCUGGGCGGAAAAGGGAGCGGAUGCCAUGGGUCCCGAUGGUGUAAUCAUCCACUCAGAUGCAUUCCCGCCUGAGAAGCUUGUAGACACACUGGGAGCAGGAGAUACGUUCAAUGCUUCUGUGAUCCAUUCCCUUUCAAACGGGGGCAGCCUACAGGAUGCUCUCACAUUUGGCUGCCAGAUUGCAGGCAAAAAAUGCGGCGUACACGGAUAUGAUGGAAUUUUACACUGAACAUGGCGGAGAGGUGCACAGCUGGAAUGUACAGACAUGAAGCAUGCUGAUAAACCUAACUAGCGUUGUAAUCCACUAGUUGUCGAGGCAUGAUGAGGUAGUGAAAAAUGUUGCUUCACGGAGAAAAGAGUCAUGUAUAAUCCAAGUCUAAAUCGGGAUGUUCGUCUGUAUGUUAGAAUGAAUAAAUUAAUUGAAGAAAACAA
Molecule: messenger RNA, 1251 nt
Organism: Puntigrus tetrazona (Sumatra barb)
Lineage: Eukaryota; Metazoa; Chordata; Actinopteri; Cypriniformes; Cyprinidae
Gene: khk
Product: ketohexokinase
Exons: 8
Coding region: 326-1048 (240 amino acids)
Biological process (GO): fructose metabolic process
Molecular function (GO): ketohexokinase activity
Source: RefSeq, a predicted model, not a curated record